Penicillium samsonianum is the source of this 513-nucleotide messenger RNA. RefSeq lists its product as uncharacterized. Gene Ontology annotation, biological process: autophagy of mitochondrion. The record is from RefSeq and is a predicted model, not a curated record. The transcript is spliced from 2 exons. Gene Ontology annotation, cellular component: mitochondrial outer membrane. Lineage: Eukaryota; Fungi; Ascomycota; Eurotiomycetes; Eurotiales; Aspergillaceae. The coding region runs from base 1 to 513 and encodes 170 amino acids.
AUGUCUUUCAGAUUAUUCACCCACCAACCCGCCACCCUUCUCCGGCUGGGCCUAGGCGUCGGCAUCGGUCUCUCCGCCGCAACCAUGCACCCCUUGUCACCCUUCCGCGCUGCCCCAAUGCAAUGCCAGUACGCCGUGCCCCAGCAAUCGUCCUUCAAGAAAGACUCAGAGUGGGCUGUUAACCCCGCCGAAUCUGUGGAGCAGAAGCAGAGUCACAGCAGGCGGAAUGGGCUGUUAAAUGCGGAGACUAUGCGUCAGGUUAGCUUGGGGAGUGUGUUGGGGCUUGUUGCUGGUGUUGGGUUGAGGGCGUUUUCGAAGGCUUUGGUUGUUAUUUUGGGUAUGGGGGUUGUUCUUGUUGAGUUCGCUGCGUCCAAAGGGUACAAUAUUAUUCCGAUCAACCGGAUUCAGAAAUAUGUUAAGAGUGUUGACUUGGGUCGCGCUAUGAGUGAAAAACGGCCGUUCAAAAUGAGUUUCGGUGUUACGAUGGCGAUGGCGGCGUUUGCGAAUUUCUAG